This is a messenger RNA of Ixodes scapularis (black-legged tick), 817 nucleotides long. RefSeq lists its product as uncharacterized. The annotation marks the transcript as partial. Lineage: Eukaryota; Metazoa; Arthropoda; Arachnida; Ixodida; Ixodidae. The record is from RefSeq and is a predicted model, not a curated record. The transcript has a single exon.
AGUGCCACAGGGCUCUGUCCUCGCUCCGACGCUCUUUCUCAUGUACGUGAACGACAUGCCACGCAACGACAAGUGUAUUCUAGUGCAAUACGCAGACGAUACAUCGAUCGCGACGACAAUUUCGUCUCAGUCUGACGCACGUCACUUGCAAAGCUAUCUAGAAGAUAUAGAGAGAUGGAUCUCGAGACAACACCUAAGCCUGAGCGCAUCAAAGAGUUCCGUGAUACGCUUCUCGAACUGCAAAAAACCGACAAGCCCUGUAUAUACUGUAGAAGGCACUCCCUUACCCGCAUCAGACCACCUGUCCAUCUUGGGUGUCACGUUUUCCCAAAACUUGGAUUUUUCCGUACAUAUUGCCGGCGUUAUCGCGAAGUCCCGCAGGACGCUUGGCUUCAUCACCCGCGUCGCAAGGCCAGGUGGGCCGGCGGUCCUGCAGGCACUAUAUACGUCCUUAGUCCUGCCCUCAUUGGAAUACUGCUCUGCAGUUUGGUCUCCCCCUCAACAACACCUAAUCGAGACACUGGAGAGUGUGCAGCGCCGCGCAACCCGUAAAAUCUGCGCCUGGUCCCCUGGCACGACCGACGUGCCGCACCACACACGGCUCACAACCCUUGGCUGGCGGCCCCUCGAUCAGAGACGGCGGAUUUCUCGAGUUCGCGUGCUGUGCCGAUUGCUCGACGGAUCUCUUUCGGGGACUCGCCUAUCGGCAGCCGUACGUCUCGGUAGAAGAUCAGGUCAGCCCGAACUUCUUCGAGGCAGGACUGUUCGUCACACUGAAUCCCUGCUGCCUGCCGCCAUUAGAGACUUCUUGACCAUA